Molecule: messenger RNA, 2300 nt
Organism: Scomber japonicus (chub mackerel)
Lineage: Eukaryota; Metazoa; Chordata; Actinopteri; Scombriformes; Scombridae
Gene: ptgs2b
Product: prostaglandin-endoperoxide synthase 2b
Exons: 10
Coding region: 35-1855 (606 amino acids)
Biological process (GO): cyclooxygenase pathway; response to oxidative stress
Cellular component (GO): cytoplasm; neuron projection
Molecular function (GO): peroxidase activity; prostaglandin-endoperoxide synthase activity; heme binding
Source: RefSeq, a predicted model, not a curated record
AGAGAAAGAGAAGCUCACACAACGUCUUUGGAGCAUGAUCAGAUUCACCUUUGCGGUUUUCCUUUUGGCUCUGGGGUAUCUUGUCUGCGUGGAGGGUAACCCCUGCUGUUCAGAGCCAUGCGAGAACAGGGGUGUUUGCACAGCGAUGGGAACAGAUAAAUAUGAAUGUGACUGCACACGUACAGGGUUCUACGGACCAAACUGCACAACACCUGAAUUCCUCACCUGGAUCAAAGUGUCUCUGAAGCCAUCGCCCAACACAGUCCACUACAUUCUCACCCACUUCAAAGGUUUCUGGAAUAUCAUCAACAACAUCUCAUUUCUCAGGGAUGGCAUCAUGAGAUAUGUGCUGACAUCCCGAUCCCACUUGAUUGAUAGUCCUCCAACUUUCAAUGCGGAUUAUGGUUACAAGAGCUGGGAAGCCUACUCCAACCUUGAUUACUAUACGCGGUCCCUCCCCCCUGUGCCAGAGGAUUGCCCAACCCCCAUGGGAGUAAAAGGUAAAAAGGAGCUACCUGACGCUAAGGUUUUGGCUGAGAAGCUCCUUAUGAGAAGACAGUUUAUUCCUGACCCACAAGGCACCAGCUUGAUGUUUGCAUUCUUCGCACAGCAUUUCACACACCAGUUCUUCAAAUCUGACAUGAAGAGAGGACCUGCCUUCACACUAGCUAAAGGUCAUGGGGUGGACCUCAACCACAUUUAUGGAGAAAGCGUGGACAGGCAACGCAAGCUCAGACUCUUCAAGGAUGGCAAAAUGAAAUAUCAGGUUCUUGAAGGAGAGAUCUACCCCCCGACAGUAAAGGAAGUGGGCGCUGAGAUGCACUACCCCCCUCAUGUCCCUGACUCUCACCGCUUCGUCGUAGGCCACGAGGCUUUCGGCCUGGUCCCUGGUCUGAUGAUGUAUGCCACCAUCUGGCUCCGUGAACACAACAGAGUAUGUGAUGUGUUGAAGGAGGUCCACCCUGACUGGGACGACGAAAGGCUUUUUCAGACCACACGGCUCAUUCUGAUCGGAGAGACCAUCAAGAUUGUGAUUGAGGACUACGUGCAGCACCUGAGUGGCUAUAACUUCAAGCUCAAGUUUGAUCCUGAGCUGCUGUUCAACCAGCGCUUCCAGUACCAGAACCGCAUUUCAUCUGAGUUCAACACACUGUACCACUGGCACCCACUGAUGCCUGAUUCUUUCCACAUCGAAGAGAAAGACUACAGCUAUAAACAGUUUGUCUUCAACACCUCUGUGGUGACCGAGCACGGCAUCAACAAUCUGGUGGAGUCGUUUACCAAACAGAUUGCUGGACGGGUUGCAGGUGGCCGAAAUGUCCCAGGACCUAUUAUGUACGUGGCCAUUAAAUCCAUAGAGAACAGCAGACAAAUGCGCUACCAGUCCCUGAACGCUUAUAGGAAACGAUUCUCCAUGAAGCCCUACACCUCUUUUGAAGACUUGACAGGAGAGAAAGAAAUGGCUGCAUUGCUGGAGGAGAUGUACGGACACGUUGAUGCUGUGGAGCUCUACCCAGGCCUGCUGGUGGAGAAACCCAGGGAAAAUGCCAUCUUUGGGGAGACCAUGGUGGAGAUGGGUGCCCCUUUCUCCCUCAAGGGCUUAAUGGGAAAUCCCAUCUGCUCCCCGGAGUACUGGAAGCCCAGCACCUUUGGAGGCAGCGUGGGGUUCGACAUUGUCAACACUGCUUCCCUGCAGAAGCUUGUCUGCAAUAAUGUCCGGGGCCCCUGCCCUGUGGCAUCCUUUCAUGUGCCCGACGUUAAAGAGACGGGGUCCAUGAUCAUCAACUCGAGCUCAUCCCACUCACGCAGCAGUGACCCCACAGUCAUUUUGAAAGAAAGGACUACUGAGCUCUAAGUUGUUGUUUUUUAUUAUACUGUUUUUAUAUAUCUAUGUAUUUAUUUAUUUAUUUAUUUUGUAUUUAUUGUUAUAUUUAUGAUAUGAACUUUUUCUACAGAUCUGGAAUCAUUUGAAAUCUUGUUUUGCAUUUAUUUAUUUUAAAAGUAAUUAUUAUCACAUGUGAGUGUCACAUGUUAUACUUGAAAGUUAGUUUACAGCUACACUGUAUAAUAUUUUUUUAGAUUGACUGCUGCUCUUGGACUGUUACAACAAAAUUGUGUUUGACUUGUACAAAUUUCAUUAACAUAUAAUGUGCUGCAAUAUAAUUAACUUUUUUUAACUGUUAUUUUUUAAGAGUUUAUCUGCUUCCUUAUGUGUUGUUAAAAUGAUUUAAUUUUGUUGAAUUGUUUAAGCUGCCUAGGUUGUUUGUAAUAAAACAUUUCUGCUCUGUAGAAAACUUUCC